CUAUAUCUCUGUUUUCUUAGACAUCAUACUAAUCCGGUGGGCACGGAGUGGCGAUGGAAGAUGGACCAACCUGAAAUGAUCUUGCAGAAGGCGAUUGAGAACCACCAGAAUAUGGUCAAGCAGUUCAAAGGUGUGUCGGGAGUAAAAGCCGAUCGUUUUGAGGAGGCAAUGAGAGCAAAGCACUGUGCGUUGUCAUUGGUGGGAGAGCCCAUCAUGUACCCGGAGAUCAACCGCUUUGUGAAGCUCCUGCACCAGUACGGCAUCUCUAGUUUCCUGGUUACAAACGCACAGUUCCCCGAUGAGAUUAGGAACCUUGAGCCGGUAACGCAGCUGUAUGUCAGUGUGGAUGCCAGCACCAAAGAGAGCCUGAAGAGAAUUGAUCGACCCCUCUUCAAGGAUUUCUGGCAGAGGUUUCUAGACAGUUUAAAGGCUUUGUCUGAAAAGCAACAGCGCACAGUUUAUAGGCUGACACUGGUGAAAGCUUGGAAUGUGGAUGAACUCAAAGCCUACGCUGACCUGGUAUCCCUUGGUAAACCAGACUUCAUUGAGGUUAAGGGUGUGACAUACUGCGGUGAAAGCUCCGCCAGCAACCUCACCAUGGCCAACGUCCCCUGGCACGAGGAGGUGGUGCGCUUCGUCCAGGAGCUGGCCGACCUCAUCCCCGACUAUGAAAUCGCGUGCGAACACGAACACUCGAACUGCCUCCUGGUAGCUCACAAAAAGUUCAAGAUCAGUGGCAAAUGGUGCACCUGGAUUGACUACGACCGCUUCCAAGAGCUGGUGCGAGAGCACGAGAGGAGCGGCGGGUCCAAGACUUUCACAGCAGCUGAUUACGCAGCCAGAACUCCUCGCUGGGCACUGUUUGGGUCCAGAGAAAGGGGAUUCGAUCCCUUGGACAUAAGAUACCAGCGAAAGAACAAAGCGAGAGACAUCUCUGGGUGCUGA
Apaloderma vittatum (bar-tailed trogon) is the source of this 945-nucleotide messenger RNA. RefSeq names its product S-adenosyl-L-methionine-dependent tRNA 4-demethylwyosine synthase-like. The annotation marks the transcript as partial. NCBI's taxonomy places the organism in Eukaryota, Metazoa, Chordata, Aves, Trogoniformes, Trogonidae. Gene Ontology annotation, molecular function: catalytic activity; 4 iron, 4 sulfur cluster binding. The transcript is spliced from 6 exons. The record is from RefSeq and is a predicted model, not a curated record. Gene Ontology annotation, biological process: wybutosine biosynthetic process.